AUGGUGGACGCGGAUUCGAAAUCCGGCGAAUCAUUGUCUGAAGUCGAAGGAGUAGCAUCUGACUCUGACGACAGUUGGGCUGCCACCGAUCUGGAAGAGGAUAACGGGGACGCUGUUAGCGAGGAUGUGGAGGAGCAGGAUCGCGAGUUUUCGGGAGUGAAGGAAGUUGGUGCGUUGGAUGUAAACGGCACGAGUGAAGACAAUGAGAGGUCAUUUUGGGAGGUGCAGUUUGAGAACGAUGAGGAAAAUGAGGAUUGUGAUGACGAUUCAAAUCGGAUGAAGCGUUGGUCUAAGAAUGCGACCACGCGAGCAGGGAAGAAGAAGAGGAAGGAAGAGGAGGAAGAAGAGGAGCAAGAGCUUGCGAGCUUACCAUCUGAAGAGGAGGAGGAAGAGGAGGAAGCUGAUGAGGAUGAGGCGCUGAGCGUUCGAGCAAAGCGGGCGUGGAGAAACAUGAAGAGAUGCAGCAACGGCAAUGGGAAGAAAUCUCAAAAGCAGCAGAAACAGCAAGAUAAGAAGCGGAAACGGGCAGCAAAGGCAGCAGCGUGGGUGCGGCCAGUGCAUUUAGAGGGCGAGGAGGUGGAAGAAGAGCGGAUGGCGGAGUGGGAGAGGGAUCUAGCAGCGUGCAACAGAGGGGAGGUGACGCCUCAGCAGCUGGUGGAGAAGAGGGAGAGGCCGCGGGAGCAGGAGCCUGCUCCUGAUAUUCUUAUGCCGCUGCUGCCGUUUCAGAAGGAAUGGCUUGCGUGGAGCCUCAAGCAGGAACAAGGACCCAUUAAGGGCGGCAUCUUAGCGGACGAGAUGGGCAUGGGGAAGACCAUCCAAGCCAUCUCCCUUAUAGUCACCAGCCGUCACCUACAGUCACACGCCCCUGCUGUCACCCCAGUGCUGCCUCAGCCACUGCCACCAUCAACAGCCGCUGCUCCUGCUGAUGUCGCUGCACAAGCCACGGCUGGCGGUCCAGGUUCAUCCGGGGGAGGUGCAUCUGAGGCGGAGAGGCGAGCAGUGAAGGCAACGCUGGUGAUCUGCCCGCUUAUCGCAGUGCUGCAGUGGCGGCAGGAGAUUGCUCGCUUCACGCGCCCAGACAGUGUCAAGGUGCUGGUGUAUCAUGGGCCUAAGAGAGCCAUUAGCGUGAAGGAUUUAGAGGAGUAUGACGUGGUUCUAACCACAUUCUCCAUUGUGGAGGCUGAAAUGCGGGCAGCUGUGUUCCCCUCCAAGGUGCCCUGCCAGUGGUGCCAGAAAAUGUUUUUUCCUGACCGGCUGGAGAUCCACCAAAAGUAUUUCUGCGGGCCAAAUGCGAAGCGGACGGCCAAGCAGGCGAAGCAGCAGAAGAAGCUGCCGAGAAGCUUCAAGGGGAGCAGUGGCGGUGCAACUACAGCUGGCCGGGCGGAUGCAUCGACUCCCAGAGGCAAUCAGAAGAAGAAACCCCCAGGGAAGGCGACACCAGCGUCCGUGCUGCACUUGGUGCGAUGGAGGAGGAUCAUAUUAGACGAGGCACACAGCAUCAAGGACCGCCGCUGCAACACGGCCCGAGCUGUCUUUGGCCUGCGCUCCGACUUCAAGUGGGCGCUCAGCGGCACGCCCCUGCAGAACCGCGUGGGGGAGCUCUACUCGCUCAUCAGGUUUCUGCAAAUUGAUCCUUACUCCUACUACUUCUGUCGCCACUGUGACUGCCAGUCCCUGGAUCACAAGUUCUCUGCUCACAACCGCAAGUGCGACCAGUGCGGCCACUCACCCUUGGUCCAUUUCUGCUGGUGGAACAAGUUCGUGGCGAACCCAAUAAUGAAGCAUGGGUACGGUGGGGAUGGCAGGAGGGCAAUGCUGCUGCUCAAGCACCGCGUGCUCGACCGCGUUCUGCUGCGCCGCACUAAGACCGAACGGGCGGCGGACCUCACUUUGCCGCCCAGAACUUCCACGCUGCGCAGAGACCGAUUCGACGCGCGCGAGGAGGAUUUCUAUGAGGCGCUCUACACACAGAGCCAAUCACAGUUCGCCACCUACGUGGACACGGGAACACUACUCAACAAUUACGCGCACAUAUUCGACCUCCUCAUCCGCCUGCGCCAGGCGGUGGACCAUCCCUACCUCGUCGUUCACUCCGCCUCCCACAACACUGCUGCUGCCGCCGCCGCCGCCACCGCUUCGACUGCUGCCGCCUCUGCUGGCGCCGCUGCUGCUUCUGAGAGGGCAGGGGGAGGGGCAAACGAUGGGCCAAGUGGUGGGGGAGUGGUUGGUGGGGGAGGAGAGGGGGAAAGGGAAGAGGAAAAGGAGGAGGAAACAAGAGUGUGUGGAAUCUGCUGUGACUAUGCAGAGGAUCCCGUGUCCUCGCGCUGCCUGCACACCUUCUGUCGCGGCUGCAUCACAGAUCUCAUAGCAGCUCACAGCAGCAGCAGCAGCGGCGGUGGUGGUGGUGGCGGCAGCAGGGGGGUAUUGGAGUGCCCCGUGUGUUCCGCCCCCCUCACUGUCGACCUCAGCUCCGCCUCUUCCGCCUCUCCCCCUGAAAGCACUGCGAAUGGGGGGAGAGCGGGCAGUUCACGGGGGAAGGGGAGCGGGGGAUGGGGAAAUGGUGGCGGUGUGGCUGGGGAAGGGGGUGUGGGGGGUGGUGGGGAUGGAGGGAAGGAGAAGGGGAGAGAAGGGGGGCGGUUGGCAGGAGGGGUGGUGCGGGCGAGAGGGAGCAUUUUGAGUCGGAUGGACCUGUCGCGGUUCCAAAGCAGCACCAAGAUUGAAGCGCUGAGGGAGGAGUUGGACGGGAUGGUGCAGAGGGAUCCAGGCGCCAAGGCGCUCGUGUUCAGCCAGUUCACGUCCAUGCUCGACCUCAUUGCAUACCGCCUGCACCAGGUGGGAGUGCGGUGUGUGAAGCUGGAUGGCAGCAUGACAAUGGACGCUCGGGAUCGCAUCAUUUCCACCUUCACUCGCGAUGCUGACUGCCGGGUGUUCCUCAUGAGUCUUAAGGCGGGAGGAGUGGCUCUCAACCUCACCGUUGCUUCCCACGUCUUUCUGAUGGACCCCUGGUGGAACCCUGCUGUGGAGCAGCAAGCGCAGGACAGAAUUCACAGGCUCGGGCAGUUCAAGCCUGUCAGGGUGACGCGGUUUGUGAUAGCAGGCACUAUAGAGGAGCGCAUUAUAAAGCUGCAAGAGAAGAAGCAACUGGUGUUUGAUGGCACGGUGGGAGGAUCAUCAGAGGCGUUGGGCCGGCUGACAGAGGACGACCUGCGCUUCCUCUUCACCAACUGA
Molecule: messenger RNA, 3228 nt
Organism: Closterium sp. Naga37s-1
Lineage: Eukaryota; Viridiplantae; Streptophyta; Zygnematophyceae; Desmidiales; Closteriaceae
Source: the annotation of a GenBank genome assembly